Rhizophagus irregularis DAOM 181602=DAOM 197198 is the source of this 927-nucleotide messenger RNA. The record is from RefSeq and is a predicted model, not a curated record. Lineage: Eukaryota; Fungi; Glomeromycota; Glomeromycetes; Glomerales; Glomeraceae.
AUGUCCCAACAAGAAAAAAAAAAAUUACCAAACAACGAAACUACUCCUGCGCCUGCUACCACUAGCAAAUCGACCGUUACUUCAAAAUCAAAAGUUCAGCAUAUGAAAGAACAAUAUAAAAAUUUCAAGGUUCCAGAUUCCUAUUUAGAACAGCAAAAGGAUCUUCGCCAUAAUUUAGACCUUUAUGAUGAUAAUCCAUCUUUGGAAACUGAAAAUCAUAAAUUACGUGCGACAAUAACUGAUUUGCGUAAUAAAAAUACGAAGUUGGAGAAAACAAACGUAGAUAUUUCUAAGGAAUUAAAAGGCUUAAAAGAGGAUUUCAGUACGCUUAUGGAAAUUAACGAUGCAUUCAGUACAGAAAAUGAAGAAUUAAAAAAAAAAAUCAGAGCAACCAAGGGCAAAAUAAGUGUAGUCCAAAUAAGUGACGAUGAUGAUAAAGACGAAAAUGUUGAUGACGACUUGAUGGAUUCUAAAUCAAAUGCAACUGAAGAAUCACCUGAAGAGCCUAACGAAAGAGAAGCAAGAAAAAAAUUGCGAAGGAUAAAGGCUGUGAAAGAUCUCUUUAAUAAAAAGGAUAGCCAAAUUACGAGUUAUGGAAAACGGGAUCUGUUAAAAAUUCUGGCAAAUCAUGCAUAUCAUUCACCGGAAGUGAGUGAAACCGAAGAUGAAGGUUCAAAAUCAGUCAUUAAUGUUUAUGAUCUAUCGUGGCGCUUAGAAGAGCAAUUGCGACCUCGGAACUAUGACGACGAGAUACAAUGCUAUGAUAAAGUACCACCGGAUGAUGCUCCCGAUUGGUCAUAUGUUGAUCAACCGGAUAUGGUAUAUGACACAGAAUAUACAGACGAUUUAAAUAUUAAUGAUGAAGAUUUAGAUGCAAUUUUGGAAGAUAAAGCAGAUAAAUCAGAAAGUUUUAUGCAAGAAGAUUAA